CUCAUGCACAAGUAGGUAUACGGGGAAUUGCAUUGGACUUCCGCCGGGUGUCAUCCGAUAUGGCCGAUGAUACCACACUUUAUCGUUUCACAAAUUGCCGUAUAUUACGUCAAGGAAAGCUCCUGGACACAGACGAGGCCUUAUGGAUACGCGGAGGCCGCGUCCAGGACCCUAGGCGUCUGUUCUGGGACGAGAAACGAGAAGCUGAUGUUGAUAUCGACUGUGGAGGAUUAAUAGCAUCUCCUGGAUUUAUUGAUGUUCAAAUAAACGGUGCUGCAGGUUACGACUUUACAUCAGGUAGCAACACUAAGGAGGCUUUACAAUCUGUUGCCAGAUUGAUUGUAAAGCAUGGUGUUACUGCUUUCUGUCCAACAAUUGUGUCGUCUUUGCCCAGUGUAUAUCACAAGGUAUUGCCCCAGAUAGUACAGUAUGAAAGUCAGUUUGGUGAAGCAAGGAUGCUUGGGGCUCAUCUCGAAGGACCCUUCAUCAGCAAGACUAAAUGUGGUGCUCAUAGUGAACACGCUAUCAGAGAUGGAACUGAAUCACCUAUAACAUAUCAAGAAAUUCUCAGUUGUUAUGGCUCACUAGAUCGUGUCAGAAUCAUCACUCUUGCCCCUGAAGUUUGCAAUAAGCAUGAAAUUGUCCACAGACUGUCAACAAGAGAAGGCAAAAACAAGAUCGUUGUAUCAUUAGGUCACAGUGAAGCAGGCCUCAAUUUAGCAAAUAAAACAGUCGAGCAGGGAGCAAGAUUUAUUACUCAUUUGUUUAAUGCUAUGCUUCCUUUUCACCAUCGUGAUCCUGGUAUAGUAGGUCUUCUGACCAGAGAUAAGGAUAAAAAUUCAAAAGACUGCAUCGUUUAUUAUGGCAUUAUAUCAGAUGGUGUACACACUGAGCCUGCUGCUUUGAGAAUUGCCCAUAGAGCCUGUCCAAAAGGGAUUGUGCUAGUGACAGAUGCUAUUGCAGCUAUGGGACUAGGAAACGGAAGGCACAGGUUGGGUAAUCAAGAAAUCAUUGUUGAAGAUAGCUGUCGUGCUUCUGUUGUGGGACAAACGACACUUGCAGGAAGUGUGACUACUAUGGACAUGUGUGUUCGACAUUUCCAAGAAGCAACAGAGUGCUCAAUUGUAGAAACUCUUGAGGCAGCUACACUACAUCCUGCUCAGCUUCUAGGUGAAGAAUCUGAUAUAGGAACUUUGAACUUUGGGUCCAGGGCAGACUUUGUACUCUUGGAUAGUUCACUGGAAGUUCAACGGACAUAUAUAGGUGGACAGUGUGUUUAUGAUCGAGAAAGUAAAUGAUAAUUAGCAACACUAUAUGUUCAUGUGUGCGUAUUAAGGCACACAAUAGAUGACACAAACUGAUAUUUAUAGUA
This is a messenger RNA of Corticium candelabrum, 1372 nucleotides long. RefSeq names its product N-acetylglucosamine-6-phosphate deacetylase-like. Gene Ontology annotation, molecular function: N-acetylglucosamine-6-phosphate deacetylase activity. Gene Ontology annotation, biological process: N-acetylglucosamine catabolic process. The transcript has 9 exons. Lineage: Eukaryota; Metazoa; Porifera; Homoscleromorpha; Homosclerophorida; Plakinidae. Bases 60 to 1298 code for a protein of 412 amino acids. The record is from RefSeq and is a predicted model, not a curated record.